AUGCCUCCAUUAUCUAUUGUAUCAUCAUCUAAUUACACUGAAGAUUAUUAUUCAAAUGAUACUUUAAAUAGUUCAAAUAUUUUACAGUCUUCUAUUCUUUAUUUAAAAUAUGAAUUAAAUUAUCAAUUUUUUACAUCACUUAAUGAUGACUUUACAAAAGAUGAAGAAAUAUUAGCUAAAAAUAUAUCUAAAUUAUUGGUUGAAGCAACAUCUUUAUUCAAAAAAAAAAAUGAAGAUAAGUUAAAAACUAUGCUUUCAAAAUGUACAUUAGAUGGUCCACAUUUAUCAUACAAUACAUUUUGUUCAGUUUUAUCAUAUUUAACUGAAAUGGCCAUAUCUGGACCCGUUAGUAGAACAACUUUUACGUAUGGACGUCUUGUUGGAAUAUUUACAUUCAUUGGAAUUUAUUCAAAAUUUCUUCUAGAUAAUGAUUGUCUUGAAGACAUUAAUACAUUGAUACUUUAUGCCUCUAAAUUAAUGGCAAAAUGGAUCAAUAUAUCAUGGAAACGUGAUAAACUUAGUUGGGAAGAUUUCAAUAAUAAAACAAAAUUAUCUAUUAAAACUAUAAAAAUAGAAUAUGAAAAUAAUAAGAUUAUUACUACUGUAACAGUUGUAGUUGGAGCAUGUGCUAUAGCUGUAGCAGCUCUAGGCAUAUAUUAUGGGAUAAGGAAAACUUUUUAUUAA
Strongyloides ratti is the source of this 684-nucleotide messenger RNA. Its product is annotated as Bcl2-like family and Blc2 family-containing protein. Bases 1 to 684 code for a protein of 227 amino acids. Gene Ontology annotation, biological process: regulation of apoptotic process. The transcript is spliced from 2 exons. The record is from RefSeq and is a predicted model, not a curated record. Lineage: Eukaryota; Metazoa; Nematoda; Chromadorea; Rhabditida; Strongyloididae.